CUGCAGGAAGUAUUAUAGCACAAUGAAAAACUAUGUGUGUGCUCUAAUCAUUUUCCAUUUUACGAUAGGACACUAUGUUGUGUACGAUGCCCGAAACUGCGGUACAACACAAAUGAGAAACCCCGCACAAAGUCUAGCUGGAACUAGGGCCAGACGUUCUUUCAAUGACAACUCAAAUGCUAACGAUGAUGAACUCCAUCUAGGGUUGAAUGAGAAUGACGUUCAGGACGAUGACGAAGACGACUUUAUGCAAGAAAAGGUAAUGGGAGGUAGACGAGCUGAAAGAGGAGAACUUCCUUGGGCAGUUUUGUUAAAGAUUUCAUACAACGGGGACACGUAUGUAUGCGGAGGAACGCUGGUUUCGAGAAGACAUGUCAUUACCGCAGCUCACUGUUUUUGGGCGUCAAAUAACAAGAAAAUGGGGUGUUGCAGUCCCUGGGACAUGCUCCCUGAGAUAGAUGCGAUACAUAACACAGAAGUUUUUAUUGGUGGAACGUGCUCUUCAGCAGGCAGAUUCGGCUGCACUUGGUCAGAUAUCGGCCGAAAGUACAAAAUUGCGCGGUACGUCUCAGCCGAAAUCACAGCGGCUAACGCAUUUUAUGUGCUUUACUUCGCGUAUGGCUGCAAUGGGACUUAUGACAUAGCCAUUCUUGAGUUGACAGAAGAUGUUCCGAAGACGAUUAAUCAUAUCUGCCUUCCUUUUAUGCACCAUCUGGAAGAGCUUGAAGACCCCUACCUGGAGCUAAGGUCAUUCGGAUGGGGAGCAGACCCUUUGAACCACGCCGGAGAGCCGCCGCCGACCUCGCCCUACCUGCAGAUAGCGGAUUUAGGUGCGAAAUUAUCGAAGGAGACGUGCGACAGAAUGAAACCUUUUGAAGCAGAGGAUACGUUUUGCACCAGAUCCAAUGGGCAAAUUGUUUGCCAAGGUGACAGCGGUGGAGGCCUCACUACGAAAAUUCGUGGAAGAAGUUACUUGGUGGGAAUAGUUUCGUAUGGACCAAAAUGUAACAGUAUUGCUGAAAUGCUACCCCGUCAAUCCUUACAGGUUUACACUGAUAUCAUGUACCACAAGAAGAUGAUUGAGACGAGGAUCCAAACUUCAUCGUAAAAAUGAUGCAGUUCUUCUGCACAAAGAUACUUCGCUAAAAGUUCUGGCUUUACCAUACUAUCGUCCGUCCCAACCGAUUACAGGCCGAAGAUGGAAUGGAGCGCGCCCGUACUGUAGCUAUCUACUCUAAACAAAUCUAUUCAAUCUAUUUGAUCUAUUUAUUCAUUUUCCUCCUUCGGCAUAGAAAUAAACUAU
Molecule: messenger RNA, 1303 nt
Organism: Cylicocyclus nassatus
Lineage: Eukaryota; Metazoa; Nematoda; Chromadorea; Rhabditida; Strongylidae
Source: the annotation of a GenBank genome assembly